This is a messenger RNA of Colletotrichum gloeosporioides, 1671 nucleotides long. RefSeq names its product Dimethylaniline monooxygenase [N-oxide-forming] 4. Lineage: Eukaryota; Fungi; Ascomycota; Sordariomycetes; Glomerellales; Glomerellaceae. Gene Ontology annotation, molecular function: NADP binding; N,N-dimethylaniline monooxygenase activity; flavin adenine dinucleotide binding. The transcript has 4 exons. The coding region runs from base 1 to 1671 and encodes 556 amino acids. The record is from RefSeq and is a predicted model, not a curated record.
AUGGACAAAAUCCAAGGAGACCCACCGACAGUAGCCGUUAUCGGCGCUGGCUCGACUGGCAUUUCAAUGCUGAAGACUUUGCGUGAAGAUGGGUUCGACGCGACUUUGUUCGAACGAAGGAGUCGGGUAGGAGGUUUGUGGUCAUACACCGACGAUAAGAGCAUGACGACAGCUCUUCCUACGACAACCGCAAACAUCAGCAAGUAUACGUGCGGGUUUACAGACUUCCCUAUGCCAGACAAAUAUCCCCCGUUCUUAUCGCAAGGACAGUUUGAGGAAUACAUGGAGUCGUACGCCGAGAACUUUGGCCUGUAUAAACACAUCGUCUUCAAUGCACGAGUUGAUCAGGUCGUGCGCAACAGAGAUCGGGCGAAAUGGCAAGUAGAGAUGGUUAGAUCCGGUGCGCCAGAAACGAAAGAGUUUGACAAAGUUGUCUUCUGUCAUGGGUACCAGACGAAGAAGAAGAUGCCAGUAUACGAGGGCCAAGAUAAGUUUGAGGGCACCAUUAUCCACUCCCAGCAGUUUCGCAAGUACGCUUACCUGAUCCUCAUACACAAAACCUUUCAGUUGUCUACUGGCUUACACGCGACUUCCAGACCAUCUGAUUUCAAGGGACAAAAGGUUGUCCUUGUAGGGCUCAGCGCCACUCUGAGCGAUGUCCUUUCCGUCAUUGUAGACCAAACCGACCAGGUCUUUCUCUCGCAUCGAGCCGGCGCCUGGAUCAUAAGCAGAUGGCGAAACAAUCUUCCAACCGACCUUCUUGUUACGCGCUGGCGUAGACAGGUGUCAUUGUUCAUUCAAAGCAAGUUCCCGAAUCUCACCAAUAGGCUUGCUCAACUUGCGACUGGCCUUCUGAUGAGACAGUACGGAAAGAUUGAUCCGUCUUUCCGACUACUCGAUGAUGUUGCGCCACUCAGCUUGCAUCUUGCAGGGUGCAUGGAUACUGUCCUAGAACUUCUCCGAGAGGGCAAAGUUACGUCUCUGCAUGGCAUCAAGAGGUUCACCGGCCCGAAGUCCAUCGAGUUUGAAGACGGCACUAUUCUGGAUGAUGUGGAUUCAGUCAUCCUAUGCACAGGGUACAAGGCCGACUUUGAUCCGAUUCCCUUUUUGGACACGAGCAAGCCCAAGACCGACCUUGCGGGCAACGCGUACGGCGGCCCACCCCUGCAACGCCUCUACAUGAACAUCUUCCCGCCAGCCUAUUGGGACAGUAUUGCUGUUCUCGCCUACUCUGCAUUUGGAAAGAACAACGGUUUCUCCUUCUCAGAUGUAACGUCUAUGGCCAUCAGCAAUGUCUGGCGGGGUGUCAGCUCGGAUAUGAUCCCGCCAAAAGCUGAAAUGGACCGUGCGAUUGACAAACAUCACCAGUGGGUAGCAGGCCGCUGGUUCAAGGAGCCCAGAACCGAUACUUCUGCAGUUAAACAAUGGGAAUUCCAAGGCUUCCUUCACAAAGCCGCUGGAACUGGCAUGGAGAAUCUGGGCUGGGGAUGGCGGGGCUGGGUAAGCUGGUUGAAGGACCCCUACAUGUGUUAUCUGAUCAAUCAUGGCGUCGAAACAGCACAUGCGUUCAGGUACUAUGAGACAGGGAAACGGCGGACUUGGGAUGGAGCACGGGACGCUAUCAUUCAUAUCAACAAGAUCGUCAAACAGCUCAAGGCCAGCAGAACGUAA